UGUCUUGGUGUUUAGGGUGCCAUGGCAUAGCAAUAUUUUGCCACCUCAGAAAUAAAAAAUGAGUGAAAGUGAAUAAUGAGGAACAUGAAGAAGGGGUGGUGGUGGAGGACACGGUGGCGCUAAGAGAAAGAGGGAAAAGCAACUUCCUUUUCAACCAAAUAGUGCCAACGCACACUCUUAACUCAUUCCCAUAACCACCCCACACCAUUCACAGAUGCAGCAGAUUCUCUCUAAGACUUCAUCUGCCAUGGCCACUUUUCCUUGUUCCAGGAGUUUCGGAGGAAACGAGGAACAAAAAGACAGCGUCCGAUGAUGUUUUUUAUUUCUUGUCUAAAAAACUAAACCAAACAUUUUUCGUGGCACCUCGUUGUGUGCCUGUUUCUUUCGGCAUUCAAUGAAUGAUAAUAAGGUGAGAAGUGGGUUGUGCGUGUGGCCAAAUGUGAGACAAAUUUGCUUUAGAAAAGGCAUUCUGUAUGGAUUUAUGCGAUUGUUUUCUACACCAUUGAAAACGCUGCGUGGAGCAAGUCGCACGCUGAGGGUGGCUCGAUUUUGCAGUGUUGUGAAUAUGUCUUCCUCGUUGCAGAUUGAAUUGGUACCUUGCCUGAAGGACAAUUAUGCGUAUCUUUUACAUGAUGUGGAUACUGGUACGGUUGGUGUUGUUGAUCCUUCUGAAGCUGUGCCUGUCAUAGAUGUCUUGAGCAGGAAAAAUCGAAAUUUGACUUACAUACUCAACACUCACCAUCAUCAUGAUCACACUGGUGGAAAUGUAGAAUUAAAGGCGAGAUAUGGGGCAAAGGUGAUUGGUUCAGGAACUGACAAGGAAAGGAUUCCUGGCAUUGAUAUCUAUUUGAAUGAUGGUGACAGGUGGAUGUUUGCUGGCCAUGAGGUGCGUGUAAUAGACACACCUGGUCACACCCGAGGCCAUAUAAGCUUUUAUUUUCCUGGAUCUGGGGCAAUUUUUACUGGAGAUACUUUGUUCAGCUUGUCAUGUGGCAAGCUGUUUGAAGGAAGCCCUCAGGAGAUGAUGUCCUCUCUUAAAAAGAUCAUGUCCCUGCCAGAUGAUACAAAUAUAUACUGUGGACACGAGUAUACAUUGAUGAAUACAAAGUUUGCAUUGUCUAUAGAACCUGAAAACAAAGAACUUCAAUCCUAUGCUGCUCAUGUAGCUUACCUUCGAAGUAAAGGCUUGCCUACGAUUCCCACCACAUUGAAGAUGGAAAAGGCUUGUAAUCCAUUUCUUCGUACAUCCAGUGCUGCAAUUAGGCAAUCAUUGAACAUUGCAACCACAGCAAAUGAUGCAGAAGCCCUUGCUGUCAUACGGCAAACAAAGGAUAAUUUUUAGGAUUUUUUUUUUUUUAAUGUAUAUGGUAUAAGUCUUGAAACUUGUUCUAUAUAGGGUUAGGGUAUGAAUCCAUCUUUGGAAUAAUGUGUGUGCUUGAUGCUAUCUUUUCAAUAUGAUUUCAGAAUUUUGUUCCUGAGUUCA
Vigna umbellata (rice bean) is the source of this 1483-nucleotide messenger RNA. NCBI's taxonomy places the organism in Eukaryota, Viridiplantae, Streptophyta, Magnoliopsida, Fabales, Fabaceae. The record is from RefSeq and is a predicted model, not a curated record.